ACUUGUAGUUAGAUGAUGCAAUAUGGCCGCCAAAAUUAGCAACAGCUGAUAGAGGUGAUAUAAUGUUAUCUAAUUUAGGAACGUAUUAUUCAAAUAGGAAGUGUGAGAUGUAUCUAAUACCAAAACAACGGCAUCAUAUACGAUAAAGAACGAUAGAAUGGAUGAAGUGAUUGCUUCUGACAAUGAAGACCCUGCAAUGGAACUGCCUGCGGCACUUCCCCCAGAGAUUGAAGAAGGAAACAUAGAGUAUAAGUUAAAACUAGUGAACCCCUCUGAGUCUCGUGUGGAGCACCUUGUCACUCAGAUGAAAUGGCGGUUGGAGGAGGGAGAAGGGGAGGCCAUUUAUGAGAUUGGGGUAGAGGACAAUGGCCUACUGGUUGGGCUGACCAAUGAAGAACUCACAGCAUCAUUGAAUACACUCAACAGAAUGGCUAGCAGACUUGGAGCAACUACAAGUAUACUAAGAGAGCGUAUUGUAGAAACGGAAGGGGCAGAGUGUCAAAGGAAAGCUUUAGAAAUCCUUGUUAGAAAGGUCCCUGAAAAUCAGGAGUUUAUUGAUCUGAAACUGGCAGUGCUAGGGAAUGUGGAUGCUGGAAAAUCCACUUUGCUUGGUGUCCUCACCCAAGGAGAACUAGACAAUGGGAGAGGACGUGCCAGACUGAAUUUGUUCCGUCACCUGCAUGAAAUCCAGACAGGGAGAACUUCCUGUAUAAGUCAUGAAAUCCUGGGAUUCAACAGUCAAGGAGAGAUUGUGAACUACAGUGACUCUAAAACAGUGGAGGAGAUAUGUGAACAUUCCACCAAACUAAUAACCCUCAUAGAUUUAGCCGGCCAUCACAAGUACCUGAAGACUACUAUAUUUGGUCUGACUGGUUACUGUCCAGACUUUGCAAUGCUUGUUGUGUCUGCCAACACAGGAAUGGCUGGCACUACCAGGGAGCAUCUUGGUUUUGCCCUGGCCCUUGGAGUCCCUGUGUUUGUAGUGAUCACUAAGAUAGACAUGUGCAGAAGAUUUAUGAUCGAGAGAACUGUCUCACAACUGGAGAAAAUACUCAAAUCACCAGGUUGUAAUCGGGUCCCUUUACGAAUCAAAUCUGAAGAUGAUGCCAUGACUGCUGCAGCUAACUUUAAUUCGGAAAGAAUUACCCCUAUAUUUACAAUUUCCAGUGUAACUGGGAAGAAUACUGAUCUGUUAACCAAGUUUCUAAAUGUUUUGCCAUCAAUGAAGAAUGUAACAGAGAGGGAGAAACUAUCGCAAGAUAACACUGAGUUCCAGAUUGACACACAGUUUACUGUGCCUGGUGUUGACAGUGUUCUAGGGGGCCACAUUAGUCGGGGGUCCAUAAAGGAGGGGGAUAAUCUCCACCUAGGUCCCCUGGAGGAUGGUAGCUUCAAGGAGGUAAAGGUCAAAACUGUUCACAGGAAUCGGGUGCCAUGUCGUCUCAUUCAGGCUGGGCAGGCAGCUACAGUAGCUCUGACAGAAAAACACCGAAAUAUUCUCAGGCGAGGAAUGGUGCUGGUAAGCCCAGAGUCUACCUUCAACAACUUUGUAUGUAGAACAUUUGAGGCUAGUAUUUACCUGCUUUAUCACACCCAUCAAAUCAGCAGAGGAUUUGAAACCACUGUACAUGUAGGAAAUGUUUGUCAGAUCUGCAAAGUGGAAAUUAUCAAAGAUAAGGAAUCUGUCAAAACCAAUGAAAAAGCACAUGUCACAUUCCGAUUCAUGAAGCAGCCAGAGUUUAUACGACCUGGGUCCAGACUCCUCUUCAGACAAGGCACAACCAAGGGUAUGGGGGAGGUCAUGAAGGUCCAUGCUCUCAAAGAAGAAAUCCAGAAUGUGGCUCAUUUGGACACAGGCCAGAAUGAUAUUUCUGGUGCUUAUGUCCAGGAUACUGAGAUGGAUGAAAUUCCUCAAACCAGACCUGUGGAUAACAUUGGUCGAGUAGACAGCCCACACAGAUGAAUUUCCUUGAUUUAAACCUCAAACUUGAUAAUGUUUUUUUCCUUCUGAAGUUUGUGAAAUUAGAUGUAAAAUAUAUAUCAUUUUCAAUGUGCAACUGUUUAGUUAUACAAUGUAUUUUAAUUUUUAGUUCACUCCGAAUUUAGGGAUGAAUUAUGCAAUGUUUUUGAAUUUUAUGUUUUCGUUAUUUAUUUUUACAUCUGUCAUUACUGCUGACUUAGUAGUACCCACCUUAAAACCAAAACAUAAAUGUUGUCAUGGUAAUUGUGGAUUGUACCUAUAUGUAAUCAGUUUGUUUAUUUUUAAAGAGAAUAUUAAAAAUUCUCUGUGCAAUUUGUACUCAACAUUUUUAAUCAUGUCACUAAAAUUUUUAUAUAAUUAAUGUACCAGUGAACAUUUUCAUUUCUUUUUAUAUAACAUUUUAUCAAUAUUUUCCUCCCUUUACAUGAACAAAUUUAAUUUUAAAUGGCAUAUAAUUUCUUGUUAGAUGAAUGGUGCUAAAAUGCACUUUUCAAUAAUGUGUAUCUUUAUGAAAUGUUACUACAACAGCAAAAUCAGCAUUUUGAUUGUUCAGAAAAUUGUGUAUUGCAUGAUUAUGUCACAUACUAAGCAUGUAGGUUGUUUAGAUAGAGUUAUUGGUGUAACUUUUAUUUUUUUUUUUCCAUUGUCAGAUUUGUUAGUCUGAAUUAGUUAGAGUUUUUGGUUUGUUUUCUUGUUUGUUCACUUAAACAAAAACACUGUUGCAGAUACUGCAUUGUUAUGUUUGCUUGUUGCAGGUAAAAUAUCAAAUAAAAAUUUGGUAUUAAAGAAA
Saccostrea echinata is the source of this 2771-nucleotide messenger RNA. RefSeq names its product GTP-binding protein 2-like. NCBI's taxonomy places the organism in Eukaryota, Metazoa, Mollusca, Bivalvia, Ostreida, Ostreidae. Gene Ontology annotation, biological process: translational elongation. The coding region runs from base 158 to 1963 and encodes 601 amino acids. The record is from RefSeq and is a predicted model, not a curated record. Gene Ontology annotation, molecular function: translation elongation factor activity; GTP binding; GTPase activity. The transcript has 11 exons.